CAUAUAAACCUCUGAAGCAACAUUUCCCAGAUCAUUUGCCAUUGAAAUUUCAAACCCUACGCUGAAGAUACACCGCGUUCCAAGUGAAUUUAAUUGGAUAUACUAGUGCAGAAAACAAGCAACCCAUUAAGACUUAUUCAAUCACAAACAACUCUCAAAUGGCGUCCAAAGAAAACAUUGCGGACAACAUGGAGAAGUUCUCGCUUAAGAGCCCCAGCAAGAAAAUUCUGACUGAGAGCUCCAGCAACGUUCGCAAAAUGUCCAUUGGCCACGAGGCGAACGGCCAGCUGGUCAAAGAGUCCUCCACGGAAAACGGAGUCGGAAAAUCUGCAAAUUCCCUUAUCGAAAAGUCUGUAACUCCCUUCGAUCCCUCGCUGGAGCCCCUGCUGCGCGAGAAUCCCCGACGCUUCGUCAUCUUUCCCAUCCAGUACCACGACAUCUGGCAGAUGUACAAGAAGGCUGAGGCCUCUUUCUGGACUGUGGAGGAGGUUGACCUGUCCAAGGACUUGACCGACUGGCAUCGUCUCAAGGACGAUGAGCGUCACUUCAUCUCGCACGUGCUGGCCUUCUUCGCCGCCUCCGAUGGCAUUGUUAAUGAGAACCUCGUGGAGCGCUUCAGUCAGGAGGUGCAGAUCACGGAGGCCCGCUGCUUCUACGGAUUCCAGAUCGCCAUGGAGAACGUGCACUCGGAGAUGUACAGCGUGCUGAUCGACACUUACAUCCGGGAUCCGCACCAGCGAGACUAUCUGUUCAACGCCAUCGAGACGAUGCCAGCGGUGAAGCGCAAGGCGGACUGGGCCCUGUCCUGGAUCUCCUCCAAGUCCGCCAAUUUCGGGGAGCGCAUCAUCGCCUUUGCCGCCGUGGAGGGCAUCUUCUUCAGCGGCAGUUUCGCCUCCAUUUUCUGGCUAAAGAAACGCGGUUUGAUGCCGGGCCUGACCUUCUCCAACGAACUGAUCUCCCGGGACGAGGGAUUGCACUGUGACUUCGCCGUGCUGAUGUUCCAGCAUCUGGUUCAGCGACCCAGGCGCGAGCGCAUCAUCGAGAUCAUCCGUGAUGCGGUGGCCAUUGAGCAGGAGUUCCUCACCGAUGCCCUGCCCGUAAACCUUAUUGGCAUGAACUGCGACCUCAUGUCGCAGUACAUUGAGUUCGUGGCGGACCGUUUGCUGGUGGAAUUGGGCGUUGGAAAGAUCUACAACACCAAGAACCCGUUCAACUUCAUGGAGAUGAUCUCCCUGGACGGCAAGACCAACUUCUUCGAGAAGAAGGUGGGCGAGUACCAGCGUAUGGGCGUGGCCAGCAACCGCCUGGACAACGUCUUCACCCUGGACGCCGAUUUCUAGGGCUGGACCCAGGUCAUCAUUGUCACAAUUUUAAACACUUAAGGGCUGGCUUCUCGCAUAUUUUAUAUCUUAAUCUGACGGAGUUUAUGUGUAGUCCGUUUUAUUUUUACCUAGGCUAAGAACAAUCACUGACUUUCAGCUCAUUCUAAAUCGUUAUUAGGACCUCCACAAAGCGCCAAACCCAAACAAUUUUUGACACACUUGACUGGGAGCGUACUUUUCUCGAAUUCAUUGUACAUACAUCAUUUUAAUUAAAUAUAUAUACAUAGACAAUUACUAAGCACUACAAA
Drosophila rhopaloa is the source of this 1630-nucleotide messenger RNA. It is a transcript of the gene RnrS, whose product is annotated as ribonucleoside-diphosphate reductase subunit M2. Gene Ontology annotation, biological process: deoxyribonucleotide biosynthetic process. The record is from RefSeq and is a predicted model, not a curated record. Bases 159 to 1340 code for a protein of 393 amino acids. Gene Ontology annotation, molecular function: ribonucleoside-diphosphate reductase activity, thioredoxin disulfide as acceptor. NCBI's taxonomy places the organism in Eukaryota, Metazoa, Arthropoda, Insecta, Diptera, Drosophilidae. Gene Ontology annotation, cellular component: cytosol. The transcript has 3 exons.